AUGCCCCUCCCCCACUGGCCCCUCCCUCGCUCCGACAUGGUUCCGUCGCCGCCUGUCCGAAUCCGUGUCGACGCACCAGCCGGCUCCGCGCCCUUCCACUUCGGCCGUGCGCGCAAGUGUUCAUGCAGCUCGGACGGCGGCGGCGACCACUCCCCGUGCUUCCACCGCACUGCAGACGCACCCAACCCCGCGGCUCCGCGCGUGACCAUCGACCACACCUACUUCCCCGAAAUCAUGGACAACAUCCUGCGCCACUGCUCCAACACCGCCCUGGCCAACUUUCGCGGCACAGGCAAGGCUUUCAACAGGCGCAUCUCCAAGGAACUCUUACGACACAUCAACCUCAAGUCGAUGUACGUGGGGGGCGGCAGUGGCCAGAAGUUCUACCUCUUCGGUCUGGAUGCCCCCGGAGGCUCCUGGGCCAACGGCAUGCCCUCCCGCGAGCUUGCCCUUCCUGCGGCAGAGGAGUGUGUCCGCACAAUCGAUCUCAGCCGCAUCAACAAACGUGGCAACCAAGACGCCCCUUCCAUCCUCAACGAGUGCGCCCCACUCGACUUCACGAUCGUCUUCCCGGAGCUGCAAACUGUCCGACGAAUUAACAGCACCCAGAGCUUCCGGCUCGAGAACUCGUUGGCCGUGACGCUUGUCGACUUCUUCUCCCAGCCCUUUAUCCUGAACGCUUCCGAAUACGGAGACAUCACGGAACACAUCAUCCACCUAUCAGACACGGCGAUCCAUGGCAUGGAGUUUAUCGACUACGCCCGUCUUGGUGGUACUCUCAAGCGCAUUACCCUUGUGAUUGGAGACGUCCCAGCGCACGAACCCGCAUCGCCGACGGACGACGACCCGUGCGAGCACUGUCAAAACUUUGUCAACAGCGUGGAGGAUAUUGUGAUUGGCGCCUUGGAGGCUUUGGUCCGCGGUGCCUCGGUCACUAUUGUCGGCCUGGAGCUGCUCCAAUGCCCCGUGUCAUACGAGGUUGAGGAUGACGACCUCACAGUCAAGGCGAUCAACAUUCAGAGGAUCAAGCAAAGCGUCGCAGAAAUGUUCGGUCGUUAUCCGGGAGUCAAGACGGACUAUGUGAUGAAGCAAAUCCGCUUCAAGAAGUCGGCCGAUUGGUGGCGCAGCCCGGCAGCCAAGGUCAUGUACCCACUUCCCGACUACCUGAACUAUACUUGA
This is a messenger RNA of Vanrija pseudolonga, 1179 nucleotides long. RefSeq lists its product as uncharacterized. Bases 1 to 1179 code for a protein of 392 amino acids. Lineage: Eukaryota; Fungi; Basidiomycota; Tremellomycetes; Trichosporonales; Trichosporonaceae. The record is from RefSeq and is a predicted model, not a curated record. The transcript has a single exon.